Molecule: messenger RNA, 2418 nt
Organism: Acipenser ruthenus (sterlet)
Lineage: Eukaryota; Metazoa; Chordata; Actinopteri; Acipenseriformes; Acipenseridae
Product: zinc-binding protein A33-like
Exons: 10
Coding region: 60-1472 (470 amino acids)
Molecular function (GO): protein binding
Source: RefSeq, a predicted model, not a curated record
CUCAGACUUCCCUGUCAGAUCAGACCAGGCUCUCUCUCUCUUCAGUAAGAGCACUUGCUAUGGAGCUGUAUAUGAUGGGACCGGGGAAGCAGCAACUUGUCAAAGACACAGCUCCACCUCCUCCACGGUCCUACAAGUGUGCUGCAGUGACCUUGGCAGUGCUGUGGAUCCUGUCAGUGGUCAUCGAGCUCGGAGUCAUCUUUCACAGAAGCCUCUUUGCAAAUAAUUCAGAGCUGGAGAACAGACUGAAGGACAUGGAAAACAACUACUCUGCUUUACAGAAGAACCAGAAGAAUACAACAGAAAGCUGGAUUGCUGUUCAAAGAAGCCUCUUAGCAAAUAAUUCAGCGCUGCAGAUUCAACUGAAGGACACAGAAAAGAACUACUCAGAUUUACAGAAGAACCACAAGCGUGUGACUGAAAGCUGUAACAAUGUUCAAAGAAGCCUCUCUGCAAAUAAUUCAGCGCUGCAGAUUCAACUGAAGGACAUGGAAAACAACUACUCUGCUUUACAGAAGAACCAAAAGAAUACAACAGAAAGCUGGAUUGCUGUUCAAAGAAGUCUCUCAGCAACGAAUUCAGCACUGCAGAUUCAACUGAAGGACACAGAAAAGAACUACUCAGAUUUACAGAAGAACCACAAGCGUGUCACUGAAAGCUGUAACAACGUUCAAAGAAGCCUCUCAGCAACGAAUUCAGCGCUGCAGAUUCAACUGAAGGACACAGAAAAGAACUACUCAGAUUUACAGAAGAACCACAAGCGUGUCACUGAAAGCUGUAACAACGUUCAAAGAAGCCUCUCUGCAAAUAAUUCAGUCCUGGAGAACAAACUGAAGGACAUGGAGAAUAACUACUGUGCUUUCCAGAAGAAUCCUACCCGAUUGACAGAGAGCUGUAUCCCUGUGUGGAAGUGGAUCCGCAGUGCUGCAGUUGAUGUGACUCUGGACCCUGAUACAGCACACCCCAGUCUCAUCCUGUCUGAGGAAGGUAAACAUGUGAGACUUGGAAACACACGGCAGGCUCUCCCUGACAAUCCAGAGAGAUUUGAUCCUGUUGUCAAUGUCCUGGGCAGGCAGGGCUUCACCUCAGGGAGACAUUACUGGCAGGUGGAGGUGGGGGAGAAGACUGCGUGGGAUUUAGGAGUGGCCAGAGAGUCCAUCAACAGGAAGGGGAAGAUUACAGCAAACCCUAAGUAUGGACUCUGGAUUGUGUGGCUGAGAGAUGGAGAGUACAAGGCUCUUGCUGAUCCCUCUAUCCCCCUCCCCCUGAGCGUGAAGCUCCGGAAGCUGGGGGUUUAUCUGGAUUAUGAGGAAGGGCAGCUCUCCUUUUACAAUGUGGAGACCCGGUCUCACAUCUACACUUUCAAUGACACCUUCACUGAGAAGCUUUACCCAUUCUUCAAUACUGGUGUCCUUAAGGAUGGUAAAAACGCAGCCCCACUGAUCAUCCGCCCUGUCAGUGAUAGAGAUUGAAAAAAGUUGUGUAUCUGUAUGAUGGAAUAUAACAACAUUGAUAAUACUGUUCAUUUCAUUGUUACUUCCCCACCUAUUUCUUUGUAUACAUGUAAUUGUUUUACUGAUUGGCACUGACAGUCUUUUUGGGAUUGACAAAUCUGUGGGAACGCCUGCCACAUUUAACACACUCUGUGACUGGUGCAGAUAGGCUGCCCCUCACAUGUCUGAUUCAUGUGUGUGGCACCAGCCAUCUCAUCACUGUGGUCAGCCCCAUUACUGUGAUCAGCAUCAUCACUGUACUCAGCCUCAUCACUGUGCUCAACCUCAUCACUGUGCUCAGCCUCAUCACUGUGCUCAGCUUCAUCACUGUGCUCAGUCUCAUCACUGUGCUCAGCCUCAUCACUGUGCUCAGCCUCAUCACUGUGCUCAGCCUCAUCACUGUGCUCAGCCUCAUCACUGUGAUCAGUCUCAUCACUGUGCUCAGCCUCAUCACUGUGCUCAGCUUCAUCACUGCUCAGCUUCAUCACUGUGCUCAACCUCAUCACUGUGAUCAGUCUCAUCACUGUGCUCAGCUUCAUCACUGUGCUCAGUCUCAUCACUGUGAUCAGCUUCAUCCCUGACCCCCUUUCAUUGCGAUGAACAUAUUUUGCUUGUGUUGUUGUUUUGUUUUAUAUGAAUAUUUUUGUUUGAUUUUACCUAAUACUUCAUGUGAUGCAUGUCAGGUCAAAUUUCCUAGAUUUCCUGGAUGUAUUGUAACGUAGUUCUGUAUGGUAUGUUUUUAUUAGGUUUUACAGUAUAUAGCAGGUGGCCUGCACUGCACUGUAAUCACUGCUAAGAGAAUGAAGAGAUGCAUUGAUUCCUGUAUGCUAACAUGAAACUGGAUUGCAAUAACAAUGGUGUGUAUGUUUACAUGCUUAUUUUGUAGAUGCUUCAGUUUUUUAGCAACUGAUAUUAAAGGUUUACU